Messenger RNA from Leptonychotes weddellii (Weddell seal), 7986 nucleotides. Lineage: Eukaryota; Metazoa; Chordata; Mammalia; Carnivora; Phocidae. The record is from RefSeq and is a predicted model, not a curated record.
AUGGCCUCACCCACUCAUGAGUAUAGUUUUAUGACAUUCAAGAAAUGCCCCAAAUCUCAAUGGCAGUUCAGCAUUCCUCUGCUGGCCCUCAGGCACUCUUCUGAAGCUCCUGCUAUUGACCACACUUGCUUUGCCCAAGAGCUGCAGAACCGGUCCUUACAAGAGGAAGGCGGCAGGGCGGGCGCGGAGAGCGGCGCGGCCGGGCCCGACGACGGGGGGGUGUCCGCGGCCUCCUCCGGCUCGGCCCCGGCUGCCUCAGUCCCUGCGGCCUCAGUGGGCCCCGGAGUUCCCGGGGGGGCGGUAUCGACUCCGGCCCCAGCUCCAGCCUCGGCUCCCGCUCCGGGUCCGUCGGCGGGGCCGCCUCCUGGACCGCCAGCCUCGCUCCUGGACACCUGCGCCGUGUGUCAGCAGAGCUUGCAGAGCCGGCGUGAGGCGGAGCCCAAGCUGCUGCCCUGCCUUCACUCCUUCUGCCUGCGCUGCCUGCCCGAGCCGGAGCGCCAGCUCAGCGUGCCCAUCCCGGGGGGCAGCAACGGCGACAUCCAGCAAGUUGGUGUAAUACGGUGCCCAGUAUGCCGCCAAGAAUGCAGACAGAUAGACCUUGUGGAUAAUUAUUUUGUGAAAGAUACAUCUGAAGCUCCUAGCAGUUCUGAUGAGAAAUCAGAACAGGUAUGUACUAGUUGUGAAGACAAUGCAAGUGCAGUUGGCUUUUGUGUAGAAUGUGGAGAGUGGCUAUGUAAGACAUGUAUUGAAGCACAUCAAAGAGUAAAAUUCACUAAAGAUCACUUGAUCAGGAAGAAAGAAGAUGUCUCAGAAUCUGUUGGAGCAUCUGGUCAGCGCCCUGUUUUCUGCCCUGUACACAAACAAGAACAAUUGAAGCUUUUCUGUGAAACAUGUGAUAGAUUGACAUGUAGAGACUGUCAGCUAUUGGAACACAAAGAACAUAGAUACCAGUUUUUGGAAGAAGCUUUUCAAAACCAGAAAGGUGCAAUUGAGAAUCUACUGGCUAAGCUUCUUGAGAAGAAGAAUUAUGUUCAUUUUGCAGCUACUCAGGUGCAGAAUAGGAUAAAAGAAGUAAAUGAGACUAACAAACGAGUAGAACAGGAAAUUAAAGUGGCCAUUUUCACCCUUAUCAAUGAAAUUAAUAAGAAAGGAAAAUCUCUCUUACAACAGCUAGAGAAUGUUACAAAAGAAAGACAGAUGAAGUUACUGCAGCAGCAGAACGACAUCACGGGCCUCUCCCGGCAGGUGAAGCAUGUUAUGAACUUUACAAACUGGGCAAUUGCGAGUGGCAGCAGCACAGCACUACUGUACAGCAAGCGACUGAUUACUUUUCAGUUGCGCCAUAUUUUGAAAGCACGGUGUGAUCCUGUGCCUGCUGCUAAUGGAGCAAUUCGUUUCCAUUGUGAUCCCACCUUCUGGGCAAAGAAUGUAGUCAAUUUAGGUAAUCUAGUAAUAGAGAGUAAACCAGCUCCUGGUUAUACUCCUAAUGUUGUAGUUGGGCAAGUUCCUCCAGGGACAAACCACAUUAGUAAAACCCCUGGACAGAUUAACUUAGCACAGCUUCGACUCCAGCACAUGCAACAACAAGUGUAUGCACAGAAACAUCAGCAGUUGCAACAGAUGAGAAUGCAGCAACCACCUGCACCUGUAUCAACAACAACAACAACAACACAGCAGCACCCUAGACAAGCAGCCCCACAGAUGUUACAGCAACAGCCUCCGAGAUUGAUCAGUGUGCAAACAAUGCAAAGAGGCAACAUGAACUGUGGAGCUUUCCAAGCCCAUCAGAUGAGAUUGGCUCAGAAUGCUGCCCGAAUACCAGGGAUACCCAGGCACAGCGGCCCUCAGUAUUCCAUGAUGCAGCCACACCUCCAAAGACAACACUCAAACCCAGGGCAUGCUGGACCCUUUCCUGUUGUGUCGGUGCACAACACCACAAUCAAUCCAACCAGCCCUACUACAGCUACGAUGGCAAAUGCAAAUCGAGGUCCCACGAGCCCAUCUGUUACAGCAAUAGAGCUAAUCCCCUCAGUCACCAAUCCUGAAAACCUUCCAUCACUGCCAGAUAUUCCACCCAUACAGUUGUUUUUUAUUAGCUGUGGGUCAUCAGGAAGAACUGCUGAGAAGACAAGUCUUAGUUUUAAGUCUGAUCAAGUGAAGGUCAAGCAAGAACCUGGGACUGAAGAUGAAAUAUGUAGCUUUUCAGGAGCUGUUAAACAAGAAAAGACAGAGGAUGGCAGGAGGAGUGCCUGCAUGUUGAGCAGUCCUGAGAGUAGCUUGACACCACCUCUUUCAACCAACCUGCAUCUAGAGAGUGAGUUGGAUGCAUUAGCAAGCCUGGAAAACCAUGUGAAAACUGAACCUGCAGAUACAAAUGAAAGCUGCAAACAGUCAGGGCUCAGCAGUCUUGUUAAUGGAAAGUCCCCAAUUCGAAGCCUCGUACACAGGUCGUCAAGGAUUGGAGGAGAUGGCAAUAGCAAAGAUGAUGACCCAAAUGAAGACUGGUGUGCUGUCUGCCAAAAUGGAGGGGAUCUGUUAUGCUGUGAAAAAUGUCCAAAGGUCUUUCAUCUAACUUGUCAUGUUCCAACACUUCUUAGCUUUCCAAGUGGGGAAUGGAUAUGCACAUUUUGCAGAGAUAUUGGGAAACCAGAAGUUGAAUAUGAUUGUGAUAAUUUGCAACAUAGUAAGAAGGGGAAAACUGCACAAGGGUUAAGCCCCGUGGACCAAAGGAAAUGUGAACGUCUUCUGCUUUACCUCUAUUGCCAUGAAUUAAGUAUUGAAUUCCAGGAGCCAGUUCCUGCUUCGAUACCAAACUACUAUAAAAUUAUAAAGAAACCAAUGGAUUUAUCCACCGUGAAAAAGAAGCUUCAGAAAAAACAUUCCCAACACUACCAAAUCCCAGAUGACUUUGUGGCUGAUGUCCGUUUGAUCUUCAAGAACUGUGAAAGGUUUAAUGAAAUGAUGAAAGUUGUUCAAGUUUAUGCAGAAACACAAGAGAUUAAUUUGAAGGCUGAUUCAGAAGUAGCUCAGGCAGGGAAAGCAGUUGCAUUGUACUUUGAAGAUAAACUCACAGAGAUCUACUCAGACAGGACCUUCGCACCUUUGCCAGAGUUUGAGCAGGAAGAGGAUGAUGGUGAGGUAACUGAGGACUCUGAUGAAGACUUUAUACAGCCCCGCAGGAAACGCCUAAAGUCAGAUGAGAGACCAGUACAUAUAAAGUAAAAUGACAUGAACUUAAAUAAUUGUUUAAAAAAAAAAAAGAAAGAGAGAAAAAAAACCCUUUUAUUUAAGUGUUGCUGGAAUAUCCUGCCUACAGUGGGCACCUCCUUGAAGAAGCUGAUAGCUUUUACACAGUAUUAGAUUGAAGUAAUGGACAGAAGUCACUUCUUGUCAAGAAAGGGGGAGAGAACUCUAUUUGCAACUUUAAAAGUAAAAACAAAAAGCAAAAGUGAAAUGAUUUGAAGAUUUCUGUUACUAAAGAGGAUGGUUCUUUAGAAUGGCAGAUGUUGGUGAUCAUGUGGUAUUGAUUGGUUCAGGAUGCUGGGUGUAUAAGUAAAUACUUGAGGGUCAUGUCGCUUGAUAAAUUGUCUCUUUGGACAAGAGUGCACAGCUGUUAAAAACAACUUUCAUGCCUCCCCUUCCACACACAUACAUACUGGUUUGUUUUCUAGGUAAAAUCAAAGUUGCUCAGAUUCCACUUUGAUGUCAGUGCAGAUGUGCAUUGAAUCAUGCCAUUAUAUUUUUUCUUACUUUGAUGCUGUUGGGCCUUUUAGUUUUUAUAUUGGCUUAAAGAACUCAACGGUAGUUUUAUUUUCUAUUUAUACCUAGAGUCUAGGAAACAUCAUUGAUCAUCAUUUAAUCAAUUUUAAUGGUCUGCUGAAAUAAAUAUGGUAACUUUUCAGUGGCAGAUCAUAUAGUAAUCAUUUCCAGAAAAACACUUCCACAGAAUUGCACUUCCCAGUCAGAUCAUCUGAUCAUACAGUUACUCCCAUCAAAGGCAGAAUGUUUGUUUCAAAAUUAAUCUAUAGUUUUCUGUACAUUUAAAUUUGAUUGAGAAGGUGACAACUGGCUCUUAUCCAGUCUUCCUUCAUGUCAGUUUUCUGAUAGACCACUAUUGGCAAACAGUAAUCUGUCAACUACCAAAUGUGUAAAAUUUCUGUAUUUCACUUUGUCUUAUUUGUAAAUAGUGAACUAAAACUUCUGGCAGAUCAGCAACAUUUGCUGAGCCUGUUUUUUAAGCUAAUGUGUAUUCUUACUAAUGUUCCUAUCAAGAAUGGAUUUGUAAUAUAUGCUGUCUAUUUCUAAUGUUCACAUUCAUAUUUUGAGGUUCUAUCUUAUUUUAAUAGAGAACAGACUUCUCAGAAAAUCUUCAGAAGCAGCUUAUUAUUAAAUAUCAAACUAUUGAAAUAAACCCGGUGGGGUUAGAUUACUCAUCUGUCCACCAAGUGGGACAUUUGCAUGGACUGGGGCUUAACGGACUUAGAAGAGGCCUGUAAGUAAAUCCUGAAAAUGAGCCAAUCCCCACUUGAAUGGUUACUGGAGUAAACCCACCUUUACUACCCUGAGUUCAGCCCCUGAGGCAGAUAAACCACCUUGGCUUGGUUUCAUUUUUUUUCUCUUCAUUUGUGAUGCUCAGAUCCAAGAUGUGUGUUCUAGACCGUGUACAGGCUUCUCUUUUGUUGGAUUAAAAAAUUUAGUCCUACUUUUGUAUGGACACCUUAGAAUAUAAAGUGACCAAAAUAGAAGACUUGCCAUUAGAUAUUUUUCAGACGUCAGCAGAUUUGUGGCAAAUCAUUUGCCUUUUUAAAACUUCAGCUUCUGCAGUUCAGACAGUAGACUACUCAGUAAAAAUUAUUUGACAUAAUUGUCUAAGAGGUAAAUAUUUUUUAGUGCAUAUUGAAUCAAAUAAAGUGCUCUAAAGAAAUUAUUAUACAAAUUCCUUUGGGUUGUUUUUCUUUUCUUAAGUGUUGGGGGUAAACAUGAAUAUUAUUCAGGCCUUCUGAUGGUGUAUGUAAGUGGUGUUGAUUUUAUUACUGCUGUUGACUGACUUCAUUCUGUGGCUUCCUUCUAGCUUCUCUUUCAGUUUUGUUGUAAGUUCAGCUUUAAAAUUUACACCGAACUGUUCUAUCAUUUUACUCAAAUUUUCAGGUACCUAAGAAGAGUUUUCUUAUAAGAGGGAGAGAAUCGUUUUAAAAUGCUUUAUUUAUGUGCAUUUCUCUCUUUCCCACAACUGUUAUGAUUUCAGUUUAUCAGAUGUAUCUAAGGGCACAUUUUUGGAAAGUGAUGAGUAGCAGUAUAACUUCUUUUGUCAAGCCAUUGAUUUCUAAUAUUUUAUACUUGCUCUUCAGAUGAAUUCUUUUCAUGAUUCUUAGAUAAAUCUUUUAUAUAGGUUCUACCAAUGGGGGAGAAACUAAAUUUUAAGUAAAUAUUUCUUGAUAUUUGGGGCCUUAAAAGAUAAUGUGUUCCCUUAAAGAUAUUUCCAUGUUAGGUGUAAUUUUUUUUUUUCUUUUAAGAUUGGUUUUUGAAAAGCCACUUUAUUGUCAACAUUUAAUAGGCUCCAUUUCUGUUAACAGAAGACAAUUCAUAUUACUGAGGAUUUACUAUUAAGUAAAUAGCUAUCAACAAACCACCCUUAAAUGAAGAUUUAGAUUUCAUUGAAGCUUUUUUCUUGUACACUGAUCACUGUGUUCCUAAGCUGAUAAUCAGUUCAGCCACUAUCUAAUAUAACCGUUAGAAAGUAUAAAAGCUCAAAUUGAUACUCAGAUGUCAUGUUUUUCUAUUUUAUGUUUCAAAAAAGCAAACAUUGAAUAUCAAUUCCUGAAGGCAAUUUACUCUUUGUUAAAAGGCAGUAUUUUAGAUUUGGAGGUGUUAAGUGUUUCCUUAAAAACGUGCAAAGUUUUGCAAUACUUCAGUUCCCAUCUCCCAUCAGAACACUGUUCCUCAGUCUGUUCUGCUGGCCUGAAUUUGUAUUUUUUUUAGCACUUGGCUCAGCUGAUGGAGUAAAGGAACUGUUUUGCAAGGUGAAGCAUGUGCGUGUUCCAAAGUAUGGUUAGAUUGUAGGUCAUGCUCUAUAUAGAAACAUCAAAUCAUUACCACAGAGAGAUGAUAAGGCAUUGGAUCCCCUGUUGAAAUUAUUCUUUUUGGAAUCAACAAGGUACUUUCUGACUUCUAUGUCUUAUAUAAAGGAAUUUUAAAUAAUAUAAAGUCAGUUAAUUCUCACUUUUUGUUGGAACAAGUUUUUGAGAUUUUUAGUUAAUCCAAAGAAAUAAUGCUUUUAAGUAGAAGCAAAAGGUUAAUAGUGUGCAAAUUGUAGGUUUACCAAUUACCUCAGCAGGUAUCCUGCCAUGUAAUUAUUAGUAAUUAGUGUUAAUAAGCCAGUAGAUUUAGGUCUUCUGACUGUGCCCUUGGAUUUUGGCCUACCAUAUGUUACUCAGCAAUCUCUUAGUAUCCAAAAUGGGAGUAGAUGCUGUGGCCCCCUCUCCCUUGGCCUUUUUAAGUCCCUUACCCAUUCCCACUCACAACACAGGAAGUAUAAAGAUCUCAUUUCUUAUUGAAGUCAACACUGCUUAUUUGCAUACUCAGCAUUGGAUCGGUGAGUAGUUUUGUAAAAUCCACCCACCCCAACUCCCCUAAUUAAAACAAUCAGAUUCUUAAUUCAUACCAUCUGUAUUAUUAAUCUGCUAAAGAUGAUCCAAGGUUUUCAAGGUGUAUCAGUUUGAUCUUGAACUGAACCUGGAUGCUUUCUUUUAGUUUUCUCACAGUUCUCUCCUCCUUGAUAAAGCAAUAACACUGCUUUAGGUCUGUUGCCUAAUAGGCACGUCAUAGUCCUCUCCCGGAUGAUUUUAUAGGAAAGUUUGUAUGCAUAUCACCCAGUCUAUCUUUUAAAAAAUAAGAAAUUUAAAUGUAUGCUGGAGCUUAUGACAAUAUAUUGUGGCAUUUUAUUUUAAAAAUUGGGGAAAGUUGCAUAUUUUUUUAAAAGUAGGUAUUUGAGUAAAAAAAAUUGAAGGUACUUUUUUAAGAAAAAAAUUUAUAUGCCACAGUUUACAUAGACAUUUCAGAUUUCAACAUGUACUCUUGGAUAUAAUGGUUUCUUUUACUUGGCCAAAAUGCAUGUAAAGCAUAUCUUCCAUCUUAGUUCCUUGUGUUUGCCUUCGUGGUCUUUUAUAUAUUUUUUAUUGUAUCUGAGAAAGUUAUCUUCAAAAAUAACUCAAUUUGGAUAUAUUUGUCAUAAUCAUACUACAAAAUGUACAAAAUUAAGUUUAGCCCUUUUCUAGCAAGUAAUCUUUAAAGUCAAAAAUGCACCGAAUUUGUAUGUGGGAAGGCACUCAAAUGAUUUUGUAGGUGCCACUGCAAUAUUCCCUUUCAGGUGUGGCCUAAAUUUCAGUCUUAAGAAGAAAGUGCUUGUCUGCUCCUGGUCUGAAAAAUGUAGGCAUUUACUAUGUUUUAAAUCACAGUGAAACAUGUAUAUAAGCCUAUAAAAACGGUAUGUGCAAUCUGAAAGCCUGUUAAUUUUCUAUGUAGACAUACACACGAAAGGGUUAAAUUCACAGCCUUACUAGUUCCUUGCUUCCAGUAUUUCAACUGGUCUCCUCCCCUCAUUAUUAUUAUUAUUAUUAUUAUUAUUAUUACUACUACUACUACUACUACAACUACUAUUAUUUUUGCACAUAAUUAACUACCCUUCAAUAUGAUUCUUAAAGAAAAAGUGCUGUUUCUGUGGUAUUGUAUUCUCUAAAUCAUAUUUAAUUUUUUAAAACAAGGUUGCAGUUUCUAAUUGUUCCGUUCCUGUGUUUUUUGCUGGUGUGUAUUAAAAGCAAGAUUUUCUUUUUCAUGGUUAUUUAAUACAUUAGCUGCCUGUAAAUAUUUCUUGUUAUAAUGCUCUGGAAUGUGUUGUAGAAGUUGUAUUAGAUUAGUUUAAAGCCUUGUUUGAAAGCCACAUUGUUUUGGUUAUUUCUAUUAAAUUAGAAAAUUGAAAAAGUUUGCAAA